ACAAAUCACAGAACUAGAGAGUGCAGAGCAAAUGAGUUCGUACUUUGUGAAUAGCACUUUCCCUGGGAGCCUGCCUAAUGGACAGGACUCGUUUGUGGGUCAAAUCCCCCUCUACUCAUCGGGAUAUGAAGCUUUAAGGCAUUUUCCUGGUUCUUAUGGGACAUCUCCCCUUCAGGACAAGUCCUACUCGUCGCCCUGCUUCUAUCAGCAGUCCAGUACAGUUAUUGCUUGCAACCGAAACUCUUAUGACUAUGGGACGUCUUGUUUCUAUCCGGACAAGGACAGCACCAACAGCCCUUCCUCGUACCCUACCAACAAGAGAUCCCAUACCGGGGAUUAUCUCCAUUUCUCUACUGAGCAGCAAUACAAAUCUACUAAUAUACAAGGUAAAAUGUUCAAUGAGGAAGCUAACGACCGGAAGUAUAGUAACCCUGUCUACCCCUGGAUGCAGAGAGCCAACUCCUGCGCUGGUGCAGUGUACGGCAGCCACGGCAGCAGGAGGGGAAGACAAACUUAUACCAGAUACCAGACCUUAGAGCUGGAGAAAGAAUUCCAUUUCAAUAGAUACCUGACAAGGAGGAGGAGGAUUGAAAUAGCAAAUGCUCUCUGCCUCACAGAACGACAGAUUAAAAUUUGGUUUCAAAACAGGAGAAUGAAAUGGAAGAAAGAAAGCAAGAUUAUUAAUUCUUCCCAACCGAACAGCGACCCAGCAGAGGACAAAUCAGUCAAUGAAAGUUAACACCAGGCCUCUCCUCUAUUCACGUCAAUAUCGUACUCUGAUCUGCACACAUACCACAUACUUUUACAAAGGAUUCAUGCCCAUUUCCACCCUCAUUCUCCUUCACAGUGACUG
Messenger RNA from Nanorana parkeri, 853 nucleotides. RefSeq names its product homeobox A6 (gene HOXA6). NCBI's taxonomy places the organism in Eukaryota, Metazoa, Chordata, Amphibia, Anura, Dicroglossidae. The record is from RefSeq and is a predicted model, not a curated record. The transcript is spliced from 2 exons. Gene Ontology annotation, cellular component: nucleus. Gene Ontology annotation, molecular function: RNA polymerase II cis-regulatory region sequence-specific DNA binding; DNA-binding transcription factor activity, RNA polymerase II-specific. Bases 32 to 739 code for a protein of 235 amino acids. Gene Ontology annotation, biological process: anterior/posterior pattern specification; regulation of transcription by RNA polymerase II.